UUCUCCUGCGGUUUCCUUUUUCUUAUAUAGGGACGACGGCAGAGGAGAGAGAGAAAGAGGAAGGGGAAGACGCCCCGUCUCUUCCUCUCCAUCGCUACUCCCUCCCUCCCUCUUAUGUCGCCAGCUGCCAACUAUCAUCAGCGUUUCUGUCGAUACUGAUGGACGCGAAGCCGCCGCUCCCCUCUUCUGCCUCUGCCUCUGCAGGAGGUAGCUUACCACCUCCGAAACCUUGGGAACGUGGGAGUAAUUUGUCUGGCCCCACUCCUUUCAAACCUUCAGCCCCUGGCAAAACAAGUGAUGUGGUUGAGGCAUCAGGUACAGCUAAACCUGGGGAAGUUGUUACAAGCACUGAGAGCAGUAGCACUGUAAGCAGGGAUGCUGUUGGGAGGCCUCUACCAACGAGGCCAUGGCAACAAAACUAUGGGAAUAGCUAUGGAGGUUAUAAUUCUGGUAUGAACUAUAACUCAAAUUAUGGAUCUGGAAUGUAUGGUUCAUAUGGUGGAUAUGGUGGUGGACUAUAUGGUGGAGGCCUUUAUGGUAAUAGCAUGUACAGAGGCUAUGGUAGUCCAUAUGGAGGUUCAGGACUUCUUGGUGGUGGGAUGUAUAACAGUGGAUUUGGAGGGCCCAUGGGAGGUUACGGUACAGGCGUUGGUGGUCCCUUUGGUCAGCAAGACCCAAAUGAUCCAUUUGGACCACCUUCAUCACCUCCAGGCUUUUGGGUUUCUUUUCUUCGUGUUAUGCACGGGGUAGUUACGUUCUUUGGACGGAUUUCCAUCCUUAUUGACCAGAACACCCAAGCAUUCCAUAUGUUUAUGACAGCACUUCUGCAGCUAUUUGAUCGUGGGGGUUUAUUAUAUGGGGAGCUUGCUAGAUUUGUAUUGCGAUUGUUUGGGAUCAGAACAAAGCCUAGGAGCCGACCUCCAUCAGGGUCCGGCAUGCUUCCUGGCCCAGAUGUCCAAGGACAUGGCCUCCUCAUGCAGGGAACAAAGGCUGCGUCGAACUCAUGGGAUAAUGUGUGGGAGGAUGAUGCUAGUAAACCAAGAUAAAGGAGUUGAUGCAGAAUGAUCGGGCAGAUUCAAAAGCAAAUCCAUCACUUUCAGCCAAGCUAUGAAAGUACUGGCAAGAACAGUUUCCUACUGCAAAAUUGGAAGGAGAUCUAUGCCGCUGGUAUUCUCCUGCUCCUUCCGUGUGUCGCUUUAGCAUGUUAGAGAAUCAGUAGCACCAUGAUGAUUCACUUGUGCAUCAUUAAGUGUCUGGGUCUAUAUGACUGCAAAUAUAUUUCUGCUCUUAAAUUGGUGAGAUAUGUAAAGUGAAUACUAGUGGUUGGUUUAUUUGGUAUGUGUAGUCGCAUAUGAGCAUAAUAUGUACCUGAUACACUGAUGGCCGCUGUUUUGUCCUUAUAUUUUGGAGGUGUUCUCUGAUAAUAAAUAAACGGGUAAGCAGGCGUGAUAUCA
Nymphaea colorata (pocket water lily) is the source of this 1454-nucleotide messenger RNA. Its product is annotated as peroxisomal membrane protein 13. The record is from RefSeq and is a predicted model, not a curated record. Lineage: Eukaryota; Viridiplantae; Streptophyta; Magnoliopsida; Nymphaeales; Nymphaeaceae. The transcript has 5 exons. The coding region runs from base 159 to 1046 and encodes 295 amino acids. Gene Ontology annotation, cellular component: peroxisome; peroxisomal membrane; peroxisomal importomer complex. Gene Ontology annotation, biological process: protein import into peroxisome matrix, docking.